Molecule: messenger RNA, 854 nt
Organism: Drosophila obscura
Lineage: Eukaryota; Metazoa; Arthropoda; Insecta; Diptera; Drosophilidae
Product: DNA replication complex GINS protein PSF1-like
Exons: 2
Coding region: 188-793 (201 amino acids)
Biological process (GO): DNA replication; DNA strand elongation involved in mitotic DNA replication
Cellular component (GO): GINS complex
Source: RefSeq, a predicted model, not a curated record
AGCAAGGAGGAGCCGAAUUUUCACAACUGUGGUCGUGCUGAGGAAGUUGAUACAUCGAUAUGAUUUCUACAUGGUUGGAGUAGCACAACGAGGAAGUUGCAGGGUGAGUUAGCUAGAGAGGGAUGGGAUCAAAAUCAAACAUUCCGUGCCGCGCGGGAGCACGACACAUAUCUAAAUAAGAAAAGUAAUGAGUCGUGCAAACAAAUUGUUUGGCGAUAAAGCCUUUGAAUUGCUAAAGGACCUCGAAAGGUCCUCUCAAAGCAUUCCAGCUUUUGAUGACGACGGAGUGCGCCAAGUACUUGAGGAGAUAAAGGCUAUUUUCGAGGAGAACGUCGCUCAGGCAUCCAGCUACACCUCAGGCGAUCGGAGUUUGUGGCCGCUGUUAAAUUAUAGGCAUGCGGCGUUGCAGCGGAACAAACGUUGUUUGCUGGCUUACUUGUACGAGCGAAGUAAACGCAUUAAAGCGCUACGCUGGGAAUUUGGACCAAUUAUACCUAGUGAUAUUAAGCAGGCCCUGUGCGAGCCAGAGGUACAGUUUUUUAACAACUACUCCAAAUCGUUGGCGGCUUACAUGUGCAUCGCUGGCUGCAGCCAGGGCCACGGUAUAGAUCUGACAAAUAAUCUACGCCCUCCCAAAUCUCUGUACAUUGAGGUGCGCUGCAUGGAGGACUAUGGAAAAUUUGAACUGGAUGAUGGAGAGUUAAUCCACUUGAAGAAGAACAGUCAACACUAUUUGCCGCGGGCCCAGGUGGAGUCUCUUGUGCGGCAGGGCAUACUGCAGCACAUAGCUUAAUAAUAAAGACUAAUUUAUUUAAAAACAUUGAAUAAAUAAUAAAUGUUUUUAUAGAUCCGUG